Vigna unguiculata (cowpea) is the source of this 1324-nucleotide messenger RNA. RefSeq names its product putative serine/threonine-protein kinase PBL23. Gene Ontology annotation, molecular function: protein kinase activity; ATP binding. The record is from RefSeq and is a predicted model, not a curated record. NCBI's taxonomy places the organism in Eukaryota, Viridiplantae, Streptophyta, Magnoliopsida, Fabales, Fabaceae. Gene Ontology annotation, biological process: protein phosphorylation.
AUGAGUUGCUUCCCAUGCUGCAAAUCAGACACCAAACCAACCCCUGCCGGGUCAACCUCCGGCAAAGUUUCCAAAGGAAGAAGAACAUUCAAAUCAGUGGCUGCGGCUAUGUCUCUUAAAACAGGCAGCAGCAGACACAGACAAAUAGACGCAGAGAUAAGAAAAUUUGGAAGUGUCAAAAAUGAUGUCAAGGUAUUCACAUAUGCACAGCUUGUUGAAGCAACGAAUAACUUCAGUUCUGAAAGCCUGAUCGGUGAAGGUGGAUUCGGGAAUGUUUACAAAGGAUACAUAAAAAGUGUUGAACAAACUGUAGCUGUGAAGGUACUGAACAGGGACGGAGCACAAGGAACACGAGAAUUUUUUGCAGAAAUUUUGAUGCUAAGUAUGGUUCAACACCCAAACCUUGUGAAGCUCAUUGGCUAUUGUGCAGAUGACAGUUAUAGAAUUUUGGUUUAUGAGUUCAUGGCCAAUGGGAGCUUGGAAACUCACCUUCUAGACUUAGCUGAAGGAAAGGAGCCUUUAGAGUGGAAGACCAGGAUGAAAAUAGCAGAGGGAGCAGCUAAAGGACUUGAAUAUUUGCAUAGCAGUAGAGAUACACCUAUCAUAUACCGUGAUUUCAAAUCAUCUAAUAUACUGUUAGAUGAAAACUUUAAUGCAAAACUCUCUGAUUUUGGCCUGGCUAAGAUUGGUCCCAAAGAAGGCCAAGAGCAAAUGACAAGCAGGGUGAUGGGAACUUUUGGUUAUUGUGCACCAGAAUAUGCUGCUACGGGAAAACUUAGCACAAAGUCGGAUAUCUAUAGUUUUGGGGUUGUGUUUUUGGAAAUAAUCUCGGGUAGGAGAGUAUUUGACACCUCAAGAGCAACAGAAGAACAAAACUUGAUUGAUUGGGCACAACCUUUGUUUAAGGACAGAACGAAGUUUACUCUAAUGGCUGAUCCUUUGCUUAAAGGUCAGUUCCCCGUGAAGGGUCUAUUCCAAGCACUUGCAGUGGCAGCAAUGUGUUUACAAGAGGAACCUGACACACGACCUUACAUGGACGAUGUUGUGACGGCUCUUGCACAUCUAGCAGUGCACAAAGUUGGAGACCAAGACCUAGCCGGAGACUCUAUAAAAUGUGCAGGCCAUGUUGAAUCUUUUAGAGUUUCAAGCUCUUCCGAAAGGGCGUAGCUUCAUUCACCACAGUUUAGGAUUACUGCAAAAAUUCACCAUAAAUUGUUGUAGAAAGAUGAAAGUGCUUGCAUGCAAUUCUGUUUGCGUAACAUUCUACAGUUCAUUUUUUAGCUGUAAUUCUUCCCUUAUGGAACUGAUAUGAGGCUCUCUCUAA